AUGAGUACAAGUCGAACACUCAACAACGCGAAAAACAAUGGCGUACACAAUGAUCCAUAUCCAAAUUCUUCGCACAUACCGAGAUCGGCAUCUGAAGCAUUGUCCCGUCCAGCUCCCCGCAGCAAACCGUUAACCCAAGCCCAAAGAGAUUUCCUUGCCAGCGCUCUUCGAGUAAAUCAAGCAGGUGAACUAGCAGCAACCCUGAUUUACACAGCGCAAACACCUGUCGUUGUCGCCUCACAUCCACAUCUUCGGCCACUCAUGAAGCACAUGUACGAUCAGGAAGCUGGUCAUUUCUCAACCUUUAAUUCUCUUAUUGCAAAGCACCGAGUGAGACCAACUGCUAUGUAUCCUGUCUGGACAAUAGCCGCUUCGGCUUUAGGUUGGGGAACUGCAAUCAUGGGCAGAGAAGCCGCUAUGGCUUGCACAGAAGCUGUGGAAACGGAGAUUGGGACACAUUAUAACGAUCAAGUAAAAUGGUUGCUAGGUAUGGCAGAGCAGAUGGAAGCCUCUGGUGAGCAACUGGGAGAUGAUAUCAAAGGCUUGAUCUCGACGAUUCGGCGCAUAAGAGAUGAAGAACUGGAGCAUUUGGAUCACGCCGUGGAGAACGAUGCCAAAAAGGCUGUCCCGCACGAACUCUUAACGAGCUUUAUCAGAGCUGGUUGUCGCGGCGCGAUAUGGGUCAGUGAAAGAGUUUAA
Molecule: messenger RNA, 699 nt
Organism: Mollisia scopiformis
Lineage: Eukaryota; Fungi; Ascomycota; Leotiomycetes; Helotiales; Mollisiaceae
Product: demethoxyubiquinone hydroxylase
Exons: 2
Coding region: 1-699 (232 amino acids)
Biological process (GO): ubiquinone biosynthetic process
Cellular component (GO): mitochondrial inner membrane
Molecular function (GO): 3-demethoxyubiquinol 3-hydroxylase activity
Source: RefSeq, a predicted model, not a curated record